This is a messenger RNA of Truncatella angustata, 860 nucleotides long. RefSeq lists its product as uncharacterized. Lineage: Eukaryota; Fungi; Ascomycota; Sordariomycetes; Amphisphaeriales; Sporocadaceae. The transcript has a single exon. The record is from RefSeq and is a predicted model, not a curated record. The coding region runs from base 250 to 771 and encodes 173 amino acids.
CUAACGUUUGAAGGACUUUGGUCCAGGCAUGAUUGUGAUAUUUAAUACUUGGUUUUCGGGGUGGCUCUUAAACAGCAGUCAGUGUGAGGGAGGUACCAUUUCUUUUUUGCUUCAAUGCAAGCGAUUGCCUAAAUUCAUACUAAGCUUCUCUUCAGCGGACUUUGCAGCAAGCUCAUCGCCGACAAACAACAUCAGGCUCAUCGCCGACAAAUAACAUCAUUUCACCCACAGAGCUUGUGGAGUUUCAUCAUGGCUGACAAGGACGCCAACAAUUCGCCUGAUGUCGCCAACGCCAAGCUCCUAGCAGGCCUUCCUGAUGAAGACAAUGCUGUUCGUUCGCGAUGCACCUACUGCGAUAAUCCAGCAAGCUCAUUCUGUGGACGCUGUCGAUUUGCUCGAUAUUGUUCUGCUGCCUGCCAGAAGAAAGACUUCCUCUUCCACAAGAAGCUUUGUUCUGAGUAUGAGAAAUCUUACAACUCUGACAAACGUCCCUCGCCCAACCAUGUCCGAGCUAUCAUCUUCCCGGCAAACGAGUUCAAACCAGCGUUCAUAUGGCUACGCCAGGUAGUCGUGAACAAUGGUCACAUCUCGUUUAGCGACAUGGGGUAUCUGGGCGAUUACGCCAAAGACCUUCUGGGUAUGACUGAGCUCCAUAACGUCUUACUCGAUGUUGGACAUGGGCUUUUGGUGAUCUCGCGUUCUCACAACGUUCUGCCCGAAGCGCCGCUCAACAAGUGCGUCAUGAACAUUGGCAAGGCUGGCCACAUGUAAGUAAUUUGUACAUAUGUACCUCCACAUUCGGUUGGACUAUUGCAGAAAUACCCAUCACAUUCAGACCCUAGUUUCAGCAAGACUCCCAG